CCCGUCCCUAAGUCGGCUCGUCACCGCCGCGAGGCCAAUGGGCUGGGCCGCUCGGCCGCGCGCACUCGCACCCGCUGCUCCCGAGGCCCUCCCGCGCUCACCCCGGCGCUGCUCUCCGGCCCUCGUCCAGCGCGCAGCCGUCGGAGCCGCCAUGCAGUCCCCGCGCGCCGCGCUCCUCUCGUUGCUGCUGCUGCUGCUGGCGGCGCCCGCCUCGGCGUUGCCGCCCCGGACCGGCCGAUCGGCGCCCGCGGCCACCGGCCCCGCCGCCAGCUGCCCCGAGCGGUGCGAGCUGGCGCGCUGCGCUCCGCCACCGACCGACUGCGAGGGCGGCCGCGUCCGCGACGCGUGCGGCUGCUGCGAGGUGUGCGGCGCGCCCGAGGGCGCAGCGUGCGGCCUGCAGGAGGGUCCGUGCGGCGAGGGGCUGCAGUGCGUGGUGUCCUUCGGGAUACCCGCCUCGGCCACCGUGCGGCGGCGCGCCCAGGCCGGCGUCUGCGUGUGCGCCAGCAACGAGCCGGUGUGCGGCAGCGACGCCAACACCUACGCCAACCCGUGCCAGUUGCGGGCCGCCAGCCGCCGCUCCGAGAGGCUGCGCCAGCCGCCGGUCAUCGUCCUGCAGCGCGGUGCCUGCGGCCAAGGGCAGGAAGAUCCCAACAGUUUACGCCAUAAAUAUAACUUUAUUGCUGACGUGGUGGAGAAGAUCGCUCCUGCCGUGGUUCACAUCGAGUUGUUUCGAAAGCUUCCUUUUUCUAAGAGGGAGGUGCCCGUGGCUAGUGGGUCCGGGUUUAUCGUGUCAGAAGAUGGAUUGAUUGUGACAAAUGCUCAUGUGGUGACCAACAAGCACCGUGUCAAGGUUGAACUGAAGAACGGAGCCACCUAUGAAGCCAAAAUCAAGGAUGUGGAUGAAAAGGCAGACAUUGCACUUAUCAAAAUUGACCACCAGGGAAAGCUGCCUGUCCUGCUGCUCGGCCGUUCCUCAGAGCUGCGGCCUGGAGAGUUCGUGGUUGCCAUCGGAAGUCCCUUUUCCCUCCAGAACACAGUCACCACGGGGAUUGUCAGCACCACCCAGAGAGGUGGCAAAGAGCUUGGGCUCCGGAAUUCGGACAUGGACUACAUCCAGACAGACGCCAUCAUCAAUUAUGGAAACUCCGGAGGCCCGUUAGUGAAUUUGGAUGGUGAGGUGAUUGGAAUCAAUACCCUGAAGGUGACAGCAGGCAUCUCCUUUGCCAUCCCAUCUGAUAAGAUCAAAAAGUUUCUCACCGAGUCCCACGACCGACAGGCCAAAGGGAAAGCCAUUACCAAGAAGAAGUAUAUAGGCAUCCGAAUGAUGUCACUCACAUCCAGCAAAGCCAAAGAGCUGAAGGACCGCCACCGAGACUUCCCAGAUGUCCUUUCAGGAGCGUAUAUCAUUGAAGUAAUUCCUGACACCCCAGCAGAAGUUGGUGGUCUCAAGGAAAAUGACGUCAUAAUCAGCAUCAACGGACAGUCGGUGGUCUCCGCCAAUGAUGUUAGCGACGUCAUCAAAAAGGAAAAUAUCCUGAACAUGGUUGUCCGCAGGGGCAAUGAAGAUAUUAUGAUUACAGUGAUUCCAGAAGAAGUCGACCCAUAGGCAAAGGCAGGAGCUGGACUUCAUGUUUCCCUCAAAGCCUCUCCAGUGGAUGACUCACAAGGACUCUGGGCCAGUGGGACACGGAGGACUUUUGACCGCCAUUCUUCUUGUUUGGUGGAAAUGCCCUGGCCUACAGAAUCCUUCUUGAUAGUUUGCAGGCAAAACAAAUGUUAGUGUUGCAGGUGUGCAAGCAGAAGCUCGCCCUCUGUAGCCUAUGUAUGCAGCGUGCUUUUUCUUGCCAGCUUGGGCUGUUCCUGCUUAGACAGUCAACAUUUGUCUCUUCCUUUAACAGAGUUGUCAUCUUAGCCCAACUAAUGUGGUUGACACAAUGCAUAGAUAAGAGGAAGGCCCCUGGGAACCAGAAUGGUCCUGAGUCUGUUGACACUUUCCUCUGAGUCAGCACCCAGAUGAGGUCUACGCACGGAGACCAUGGGUGGGGAACGCUGGCUUCCAAGAUGGCCAAAGUUGCCUCUUUUAGGAAUCUCUUCCGAACUGGGAGCACGAUGACUUUGAAUUUGAGCUAUUAAAGUACUUCUU
This is a messenger RNA of Castor canadensis (American beaver), 2143 nucleotides long. RefSeq names its product HtrA serine peptidase 1 (gene Htra1). Lineage: Eukaryota; Metazoa; Chordata; Mammalia; Rodentia; Castoridae. Gene Ontology annotation, biological process: proteolysis; positive regulation of apoptotic process; programmed cell death. The record is from RefSeq and is a predicted model, not a curated record. Gene Ontology annotation, cellular component: extracellular region. Gene Ontology annotation, molecular function: protein binding; serine-type endopeptidase activity.